Vombatus ursinus (common wombat) is the source of this 2861-nucleotide messenger RNA. RefSeq names its product ring finger protein 128, E3 ubiquitin protein ligase (gene RNF128). The transcript has 8 exons. The record is from RefSeq and is a predicted model, not a curated record. NCBI's taxonomy places the organism in Eukaryota, Metazoa, Chordata, Mammalia, Diprotodontia, Vombatidae. The coding region runs from base 255 to 1532 and encodes 425 amino acids.
CCUUCAGAGCUGCCGGGGCUGUGAAGGAGAUCACUUACCUGUGGGCAACUGAAAUUUCAAACUUCUACUUGAGCAGGGGCGCGAGCAGAUCCCGCUGCCUGCGAAUUGAGCCCAGCGACGGUCCUCGUCGCUGGCCUUUCUUGUACUUUCUAUCCCUCUAUUUUAUUUUAUUUUAUUUUAUUUUAUUUUAUUUUAUUUUAUUUUAUCUUUUCUGGGGGACGUGGGAGAGGGCAGCCCUCGGCUGCACCCCAGCCAUGAAGCUGCAGAAGAAGUGCGGGCUGAUGGUUCUCCUCCUGCUCACCGUCCUCUUCCAGACCCCGGAGUCCUACUCCACGAACGCCUAUGUCACCGUCACCUACUACAACCAGAGCAGCAACCACUCCACCACCGAGGUGUGCGAGUGCGGGAUCUACGGCUUGGCGUCUCCCGUGGCCAACGCUGGCGGCACGGUGGGCAUCCCCAAGAGCUUCAACUACCAGGCCUGUGACCCCCACACGGAAUUCACCUAUAGCGACACACCCUGGAUCGCUCUCAUCGAGCGGGGCAACUGCACUUUCUCCGAGAAGAUCCAGACCGCCAACCGGAGGGGGGCGGAGGCCGCGGUGAUCUACAACGUCCCGGAGUCGGGCAACGAGACCCUCCAGAUGGCCAAUUUCGGUGCAGGAGACAUUGUCUCAAUCAUGAUAGGCAAUCUGAAAGGCACCAAAAUUUUGCAGUCUAUUCAAAGAGGCAUCCAAGUCACCAUGGUCAUUGAAGUAGGGAAAAAACACGGCCCCUGGAUGAAUCAUUAUUCGAUCUUCUUUGUCUCUGUGUCCUUCUUCAUUGUGACGGCUGCAACGGUGGGCUACUUUAUCUUCUAUUCGGCUCGAAGACUAAGGAAUGCCAGGGCUCAAAACCGGAAACAGAGACAACUGAAAGCGGAUGCUAAAAGAGCUAUUGGGAAGCUUCAGCUACGGGCUCUGAAACACGGAGACAAGGAAACUGGACCUGAUGGAGACAGCUGUGCCGUGUGCAUUGAAAUAUUUAGACCAAAUGACAUCGUGCGCAUAUUAACAUGCAACCAUCUUUUCCACAAGACCUGUAUUGACCCUUGGCUCUUGGAACACCGGACUUGCCCCAUGUGCAAAUGUGAUAUCCUCAAAGCUUUGGGGGUUGAGGCUGAUGUUGAAGCGGGAACUGUGUCGUUCCAAACCGCUGGAUCUAACCCUAACAUCAAUGGAUCACCAGAGUCUUAUUCCCCUCGUGAGGAGGAUAGCCACAGCGAGACAGCCUCUUCUGGAUGUUUCAUGGUACCCUCACGAUGUGAGGAGAAAGCGAGGAAGGCUUCCAGCACGUUGGGUGGACCCCCCUGUGGAGAACUUUUGGGAGAACCUGGACCGAGUCUCUCAGGAUGGGCAGAUGAUCACCUACGUCUAGUGAACCACGACGCAAGUUCUGUGGCAGUGGAUGUCCUUCCCCAGCUUGACAACCCCGCAUUUGAAGCAGAUGAGCCUUCCACUCUCGAGGCUCCCAUUCAUCCAAUUAAGUCCUGAAAUGUGUACCAGUGGAAAACUUGAAGCUUUGGUUAAAGAUAGAAUUGCCAACCAGAGUACAUUUUGCUAUUAAUGACCUGGUUUAACAUAGCAGCAGGGAUACUGGAAAUGUUAAGAUUAUUUAAUAGAUCAUGCUUCAAUGGCUCAUCAUAUUUAACCUAUUAAACUAUCUCAUUUUCCACCAGCUCAUGUUAACACUUCAUAGGUAAGAUUCCUCUCAACAGUUUGUGAUGGAGACUUUCAGCGUUCAGGAGAGCUUUUCAAAGGAUUGUUUUUGCAUUAGCAACAAUUUUCUUAAGAAAAAGUUGACGUUUAAAUAUGGAGCAGCUAAAAAUUAAAUCGCUUACGGUAGCUCCUCGCUUUAAUUAGAAAAAAAAUCCGUCGGAGACUAUAAAGACAUCAGUUUUUUCUCCAAAUGGUUCUAUUGAUCUGAUCUUAAAAUCAAUGCAAGCAUUAGAUAAAUAACUAUUUAAUGAAACGCCUACUUUAAGCCACAUUAAAUGCAUAGCCACAUAAAUUGAUCAACUUUCAAAUUCAAGUUCAGUCCCCGUUUAGUAAUUUCUGGUUCUCAAAAGCAGGUUAAUCAGAAAUUCACGAGCGAAAUGUCUAUUAUCAGACACAGAUGAACUCACUAACAGAAUCUGGAAGAAUCUGGCAUAUGAUUUACUAGUCAAAAUUUUACUAAAAGAAAAAACCCUUUAGGAAAAAAAAAAUCUGAUUCAGUUCCACAGUAUGUCAAUUCACAAACUGUGUACCCAUCCCAAACUUGACCUAUGAGAUUUUUUAAAAGCACACUAUAUAAAUUGGCACAAAAUUUUAAAUAUGAGUAUAGGAGAGUAUGACAGUUCAGUAUAUUCAUUUUAGUCUGCAAGAAUGAGUCUACAAAAUGGCUUAUGUAGAGAGUGGUUCUUGGAGGUGGUGACAUUCAAUUUGACUUCACUGAGUUGAAGUUGUGACAUUGAAACCGAAAUUCUUUAAUGUAGCUAUACGCUUGUUAGAUAGAUUUUCUUGAAGUUUGAGGGAGAAGGGAGAGGACGCCAGGUGCCUUAAUAUAAAGUUUGCUUCAUCCACCAAAGCUAACUAGUGAGACUUUAAAAUGCACUUUAUUUUUAUUCUCUGUGGCUUAACUUUUACUUUAGAAUGUUUCGCUUGUUUUUUAACCCCAGUACUGACGCUUGCAGAAUUUCACCAACUAACGUAUUUUGUUCAAUGUAUUUGAUAUGAAUGAAAUCAUCACAUUCUAACUUGAUAUUGUGAUUGAAGUACUGUAAAUACGUUCAUGAUUUGUAUUGACUUUCUUGGAAACUAAUGUAAAUAAGAUAAUAAACG